AUUAGGCCGGAAGAUGCGAAGGUGACUAGUAUUCGAGACUGGCCAUGACCUCAGACAGUCACUGAGGUCAGAUCAUUCUUAGGAAUGUGCGGCUACUAUAGGAACUUCGUAAAGAACUAUUUUACAGUCGCCUCUCCUUUGACAGAUCUAACUCGACUUGACACGUCGUGGGACUGGAGUGAUGAGUGUGAGAGUGUUUUCAAGAGAUUGAAGCAUGCACUCAUGAAUCAUGAAGUUCUCAUGGUUCCCGAUCUGCAGAAGCCAUUCAUAGUUACCACUAUCGCAAGCCAAUACGGCAUUGGCGCAGUGCUGACUCAGCAGGAUGGGAAAAAGUUGAGACCAAUUGAGUACAUGAAUAAGAAGAUGCCAUCGAAGAAGUUAGCUAAGUCCACCUACGAAAGGGAACUCUAUGCUCUCUACAAGGCACUUGUCCAUUGGAGACACUUCCUUUUGGGAAGGUUCUUCUAUCUGAGGACUGAUCAUCAGACCCUCAAAUGGAUCAAGACGCAACCGGUUCUUUCUGAUGCACUCAAGCGAUGGAUUGAGGUCAUAGACCAAUAUGACUUCAAGCUUGAGUACCUGAAGGGAGAGUACAACAAGGUUGCAGACGCGCUAUCCCGUAGAGCAGACUACCUAGGUGCGUUAGUUUCUGAAUUUGGCGUAUCUAAUGAAGUAAGUCAAUCAUUGGUGGGAGUCUAUCAGGAAGACCCUGUCACGAUGGACAUCAUCCACAAACUUCAGGCAAAAGACAAGGUCACGGAAAGGUGCUGGCGCGAAGACCAGCUAUGGCACCCAGGUGAGAUCUCCGACGGCGCAGAGGAGAUGGAACGAAAGUUCGCGGCGAGUUUCCUGGAAGGAGAAGACUAUCCUAAGGAAGGAGAUUCGUCCGAACUUGCGAGGGCAAAAGCUGAGCUGGUCGCGUUGCAAAACGAGUUCGAGAAUAUGGGAUUUGUGUCUGGCCCAGUCACCUAUCUGGAACAGAUAGCCCCUAAACGAUCGACCCCGAGUGUAAUCACGAGUGUCCCUGUUCCUGCGAUGCCAACACCUGUAAUGAUGGCACCCCUACCACCGAUUGAGAACCCUGUGAGGUCAAAUGAGUCCGCUGCCAUUUUUGAACUGACCAAAACGUUAAUUAGCCUAAUCAAGGAAAGCAAAAAGGAACAGCGAGAGCAUAACGCUCGGCUAGAAGCUAUGAUGAGGAACAUGAGGCCCAUCGUAGGAAUGAUCAACUUUUGCGUGAUCGUGUACAUGGAUGAUAUCCUUGUCUACUCGGAGACCUAUCACGGACAUGCGCAACACAUCGAAUGGACGUUGGGAGCACUAAGGGAUGCUGGAUUCAAGAUUGCACUUGAGAAAAGCGAAUUUUUCCUCUCGGAAAUUUCGUUCUUGGGGUACGUAGUGACACGUGGAGGGCUGCGACGGGAUUCCAUAAAAGUUGCGGUCGUAAAAGAAGCCCCAGUUCCAACGUCACUGACGCAGGUUCGAGCCUUCUUAGGCCUGGCAUCGUACUACUGCCGUUUUAUCAAAGGUUUUGUGGUGAUUGCUCGACCUCUCACGAACCUGCUUAGGAAGGACCAGCCUCUGCAGUGGGACUCUGAGUGCGGGCAAGCCUUUGAUGCACUCAAGGAGGCCCUGGCCACUGCACCAAUUUUGAUUCGGCCGGACCCUACCAAGCAAUUUAUUCUUAUAACGGACUGGCAACCGGAAGCGAUCUCUGCCAUUUUAGCGCAGAAGGGGAACGAUGGUCGCGAACACGUCAUCGAGUACGCGUCACGAACAGUGCCGGACGAACGAAGGAAUGAUUCAGCACCUCAAGGCAAAUGCUAUGCAGUAGUCUGGGGAAUCCAGCACUUCCAUCCAUAUCUCUACGGACAGAAGUUCCGCCUUGUGACCGCUCAUGAGCCUCUGCUGGCUUUGAAGAAACUCACUAAUUACACCGACAUGAUUGGACGUUGGGCAGUGCGCCUGCAGGAGUACGAUUUCGACAUCAUCCAUCGAAAGACGGAGAGACACGGCAACGCGGACGGACUGACACGUCUACACCGACCCGCUAAAUUCUUCUGCACUUCGGGAGUGUAUGCAGCGGCUGAGUUUCGAUUCGCGGGCAGUCCUCGGGCGGUGGUACUGGCAGAAGCAGUGGCUGUCCAUCGGCGAUCAGCUCCGGGGAUUAGCCACGUGUCCACGGUCGUCGGAUUCAGCGGCGACAUCAGCACGGUCAAUGCGCUCCGACAUACUGCCAUCCGGACGUCACUAAGGAAGUGGGCGCAGCAACUGGCCACGGAGUGGAACCGCUCUCUUAUGCGCAGAGGGGAUAAUCUUUUCCCCACGGACGGUGUCGAGCUCGGAGGGAUCCGAGCAUUCCAGCACGAGCCAGCGGUGGUGCCGCCAGAACUCUUCGGGAAACACUUAGGGCCAGUAGAAGUUAUAGCUGCUUCUACACUCGUUGAAGCGGGUGAUGUACCCUCCCCGUUUCAAGAGAUGGCCAAAGCUAUUGACUCCUUAGUCACCUCGCAAACGCAUCCGGACCCAACUAUACUUUGUACGUUGGAUGUGUCUGAGGCCUUAGAGGACCUUCAAGGUGAGUGGUCGGCAAGGGACCCUCGUGAGUCCUGGGUGGCAUUGAGUAGAGGUCCUAGAGGGGAGCACUUCGUUGUGGAAGUUGAUGUGGGUGGUSRCAAGUGCGGCGCCUUCRUAGACAUUGGCUCCACGCRAAACUUCAUAAGUCGCGRCUGCGUUGACAGACUGUGCCUAAAGGACCGGGUGCAKCGCCUUAGUAGACCGGUAGCAUCUACUUUGGCCAACAAAGAGCGCAUGAUGGUGGAGGACUACGUUAAAGAUGUAGUCUGCACAUUCUCCUACCCAGGAGGAGAGUUAAAUCAUAAGAUAUCAUUCCUGGUGAGCGACGAGUUGCCCUUUGACAUGUUGUUGGGCAUGUAUUACCUCGAGGUUGCCAAGCCCCAGUUUGACUGGGACAAGGUGUUGAAGCACGAGUUGCCUACUGGGAGAACCGUGAGGCUGGCCAAAUACAAAGCCAGUAGGUUAGUAGACUCCUAUGGGUGCUUAUGCACAUCUGCCUUUUAUAACUAUUAUAAACAGAACCUAGAGGAAGGAAUGUACUUUGUCUAUGUCUCUGCAAAAGGGGAGGCCGUUAAAACACCCCUAGAGAUAGAGACCAUCGUCGCAAAGUACCGUGAUCUGUUUGAGGAGCCUACGGGUGUCGUAGACAGGGAGAUUGUCCAUGCCAUAGAGAUUAUCCCCGAUAGUAAAACACCUAAGGGAAGAAUCUAUAGGAUGGCCCCAACCGAGUUGGACGAACUUCGGCGGCAACUGAAAGAGCUCACAGAGAAGAGUUGGAUUCGGCCUAGCACUUCCCCCUAUGGCUCACCUGUCUUAUUCGUUCCAAAGAAAGGGGGAACACUAAGGAUGUGCAUUGAUUAUAGAGGCCUCAAUGCCAUCACCGUUAAGAACGCAGAGCCUCUACCACGCAUCGACGACCUAUUGGAUAGGGUGCAGGGAUAUUACCUAGGUGCGCUGAUUUCUAAGUUUGGUCUAUUUGAAGAUGUAACUCGAUCAUUGGAUGAAGCCUACAAGGAAGAUCCCAUCACGAUGGACAUCAUCAACAAACUUCAGGCUAAGGACAAGGCCACUACUGACGAGUUUGUGAUGGUGGAUGGGUUACUCUUUCUUGAGAAGGCAGGGUUUACGAGGUUAGUUGUUCCAUCUAGAGAAACUUUGCGUAGUUUAUUUUUAGGUGAGUGCCACGAUGCAAUGGGACACUUCGGCUAUAAGAAGAUUAGCGCUAAUUUAGUACAGCGAUUCUGGUGGCCUAACAUGCUUGAGGAUGUGAAGAAGUAUGUGGAGACCUGUCAGGUCUGUCAGCGGGACAAGCCGCGGACUCAAGCUCCGCUUGGGUUACUCAAGCCUUUACCCAUUCCUGCUGGCCCGGGUCCGAGUAUCUCCAUGGACUUCAUGGACACUCUCGUGACCAGCAAGAAUGGCAAGAGGCACAUUUUCGUCAUAGUGGAUAGGUUCACUAAGUACGCUAGACUAAUCGCCAUGCCAGAGACUGCCAGGACGGAGUACGUCAUCAAGUUGUUCAUGGACAACUGGGUGCGUGAUUUUGGAUUGCGUAAGACUAUCGUUAGUGAUAGAGAUGUUCGUUUCACUAGUGAGAUGUGGAAACAGGCCGCCGAACAGAUGGGCAGCCAGCUCCAGAUGACUUCUGGGAAUCAUCCCGAAGCAAAUGGGCAGGCUGAACAGAUGAACCGAGUGGUGCAGCAUCUGCUGAGGCAUUACAUCAAGCCCAGCCAGGAUGACUGGGAUGAGAAGUUGCCUCUCAUCGCCAGUCUGUACAACAACGCUGUACACAGCACCAUCGGUGUCAGUCCUAAUCAACUACAUCUGGAAUGGAAGCCUAGAUCUGCUCUAGACUUCCUCCUGCCUGAGAACCGAACUGCUGCAACGCCUGCAACCGUUGAAUUUGGUGUCCAAUAUGAGAAACUGCUGCAGCAGACUGUCGAGCAUAUCAAGAAAUCUCAGGAAGUCAUGAUUGCUUCUGAGAACAAGCGUCGCCGACAGUCCACAUUUCAGGUAGGGGAACGCGUCUGGGUCAAGGCUAGUGAGUUGGGACAGGAGUUUGGCAUCUCUAGAAAACUAAUGCCGCAGUAUUUUGGUCCUUGGGAAGUCCUGGACAUUGUCAGGAAUGAUAUGGAUGGUCCUUCGUACGUCAUUCGUAUCCCUAGUCACUUACACCUUUCGCUGAGACAGCACAGUUCCCAUUACGGAGGUCUAUGCUGCCCCGAACCAUGGAUGGCCAAGUGGAUGUCGACGACAUCCUGGAUCACAGAGAUACACCUGUUCCUAAGCCACCUGGCGAGGGAAUACAGAGUACAUUUCAGGCAUCAUACAGAUCCGAAGGAAGAUCGAUGGAUUUCAAGGGAGGAACUUGUCAAGACAGCUCCUCAGAUCGUGGCCGAUUAUGAGAAAAGACUGAAGGGGAAGGCACCAACAUGAAGCAUCUCAGCGGACUUUCGAAGCUAAGGGGGAUGGAAUGUGAGGAACAAGCCCUCAAGGGGCCCUAUCAGACAUUGUUCUGGGCCAAGACCCCAGC
This is a messenger RNA of Chara braunii, 5110 nucleotides long. The record is from the annotation of a GenBank genome assembly. Lineage: Eukaryota; Viridiplantae; Streptophyta; Charophyceae; Charales; Characeae.